This is a messenger RNA of Ectocarpus sp. CCAP 1310/34, 1893 nucleotides long. Lineage: Eukaryota; Phaeophyceae; Ectocarpales; Ectocarpaceae. The record is from the annotation of a GenBank genome assembly.
GAGGCUACUGCCCUCACGCAAGCACAGCACGGAGCAGCGGGGACGAGCGUUGCAGGAGAAAAUAUCGUGUAUUCCCGCGUGGAAUGGCAGCAGGUGGGCCCACAGGACAGCGCAACUGGAACCAGAGAGAGGCCGCUAGCUACGCUUGGCCCUAGUUUGGGGUAGGAGAACCGAAGGGGAAGGUAUCGAAGCGCCAGCAAUACUAUACGUCAUGGCGGCGGCGGCAACGGCUGGAGAGUCAGACGCAAGGGCCGCUGGGCGUUCGCACCCCGAGGCGGAGAUGAUUGCGGCUGCGAGGGGCAGCGACGGUACGCCGGUCAAGCUGUUCGUCACCGACGUCUACCACCGGAGCAGCAAGGUUUUUAGCCUGGAGACAACAAUCACGAUCGGCGACCUGAAGCGGUUGUUACAGGAAGCGUUCGUCAGCAGACCUGCGCCGCAACAGCAGCGCCUGAUUUUUCGGGGAAAGCAGUGCAAAGAAGAGACGCAGCAGCUUGGGCACAUCAUGAGAGGGCUCGAUCUUUCGGGGCAGCACAACAUGCACCUGAUCGUUUCGCAGCCCGUCGAACAAGAACUUCCUGCGGGCGGCAGCACUGCGGAUGUCGCGCGAACGCCCACAGCACAGCAAUCGUCGUUGCCGCAGCAGCGGCCUCAACAGCAGCCGCCGCUACAGACGCCGUCGCUGAGAAGCAGUAGUGCAUCCCCGGCUGCUCCUCACGACACUGCAGCAGCAGCAGCAGCAGCAGCAGCAGCAUCUUCGAACGAACGACCAGAGUGUGUUCAGUUGAGUCAGACGCAGCUCGAACAGCUACAGCGGCAGUACGAGCAAGCGUUAAGAGAAAACGAGAAGGCCCUGGAAGAGCACCGGCAGAGGUUCAACUUCUUGUCGGCGCAAUCAAGAGCCCUCACGCAGCAGCGGCAAUAUCGGCACCGAACGCCAACGGCCACCUACAGCAGUCCCGCACCGCCGUCGCAGCAGCAGCAGCAACAGCAACAGCAGCAGUACACCGAGGUAUCGGCGAGGGCCGCGACCCGGGCCCUAGGCGGCAACAUGCCGGGGCCAGCGGGGGGGGGAGGCGUGAGGGAUGUGACGGGGGCCCCCCCAGAGGGCCACAUCCCGGCCGCGGGGCUCGGGCAGGAAGGCGAGGUUUGGAGGGGAAACUUGGUGGACCCCGCUCCCAACGCUCCCGAUAUUGGCAGAGAAGCGCGGAGCUGGUUGAAGAUGGUGUUUCAAUGCAUGGGAGUUAUCCUGGUGUUUGGAAUCGACGCGGACGGGUGGGUGCUGGCGCUGCUGGCGCUGGGCGGUCUCUUCGCGUUCCUCUUCAGGACGGGCUUGUUGAAGGAGAUCCUGGGGAGUGGGAGAGAAGGAGGCGGGCUUUGGAAGAAGCUGUGCACGGGGGCUACGGUCAUCACGGAGGGAGGCGGGAUACUUCUCGACGCAAGAUACUUCUUCUCCGCCUUCUUUUUCAGCUUGUUUCCGAAGUGGCAGCCAGUGCGAUCCCCGGAGGCAAUCGCGGUGCAAGCGGCUACUCAGGCGGCAACCCAGGCGGCUGCUCAGGCGGCAACCCAGGUGGCUGCUCAGGCGCAAGCCGAGACGCAGGCGGCUGCCCAGGCGCAAGCCGAGGCGCAGGCAGAGGCGUUGGUGGCAGCGGUGAGGGUCCAAGCGGAGCAGACUUUGCGGGAAGCUGUGGCCGCGACAGCAGCGGCAGCGGCGGCUACGACGCCCGCCGCUGACCACGGAGCGGAGGAGCCGAACGGGGCCGUGGAGGAUGCCGUGCCGGCAACGGACGCGGUGGCGGUGACGAGUGAGGCCACCGACGCGUCCCCCAGCGCCGUGCCGGAAUCAGAGGUUGACCCUGCAACUCUGGAUUGACGAUUGAUGCGGCCCUGUCU